AUGUCCAAUGAAACAAGAGUCAAUCUUAAAUAUUCAACAAUUUUUCAAGCCUUUUUUAAAUCUUAUUCACAAAAUGGAGAGCGUCAUUUGAAUAUGACUACUGAGAAUAUUAUUCAACUGAAAGAUGAUACUACUUCUACUACUACUAAUACUGAUAAUAAUAAUGAUGGGGCACAUACAAUUGCUCUAAUACCAUUUUCUGAUUUUUUCAAUCAUAAUCCAAAUAUUGCUACUAACACUAGGUUGGUUUUAUCAAACGAUACUAAUACAUUGGAAUUAUAUUUAGAUCAAGAAGUUUCUGAAAAUGAACAGGUUUUUAUCAAUUAUGGUCCACAUGACAAUUUAACGCUAUUCACUGAAUAUGGAUUCAGUCUUCCUUAUUUGGAAACGAAUGCUACUACUACUACUACUACUAAUGAUGUCAUUUAUUUAAGUUCUUGUUUUCUCAUAAACUUAUUUAUUCAGUUAUAUAGUGAAAUAAAAGUGACAACAUAUCCUCCAUCUGUCAUUCCUCCUCCUCCUCCUCGUCCUCUACCUUCAACAACAACAACAACUGCUGCUGCUUCCACUUCUACAACUACUUCCUUCUCUUCAGUGUCUAGCAGUCAUCCGUCGCCAUCCACUUCCCAGAGAAGUGAAUAUAAAUCAGAAGGUGACCAACAAUCGGAUAUUGUCAUUAUGAUGCGUGAAUAUUUCUACUUAAUUCUUGCUAAAUUACACCUUCCUCAGCCGAAAACUUCAUCGAUUCAAGACGACAUUCUAUGGAGAUCUGUUUAUGUAUCCAACAGUGUUGAUUCGCAUAACUCAUCGUAUUAUCUAAGUUUAAUAUUAUUCUUAAUGUAUACAACAUUUAUCACUGGUACUACUACUGAUAAUCAUAAUAAUAAUGAUAAUAUUAGUAAGCAGAAUCACCGAUCUCUUGAUGACAUCUUCAACAUCUCAGAAGAUUUGAUCUCAACAACUAUUCAACCAGUAUUAAAUAGGAUUUAUACACUUCUGUUAGACAACAUAAAGUGCGAUCGUGAGAAAAUUUUACAUCUGCUGAAAUCAUCUCUAGAAGUUCAAGGAGGAGCAACAAGAACGCCGACAGCGACCCAACCGUCUUGUACAGUGAAUGAUUUUUGUAAGGAAUUUUUAUACUAUUUAGAACAACGUGAAUGUUUUGUUCAAGGUUUAAUGAUGAAUUAAUAAUCAUUUUCAUUAUUGAUUGUAUUCUGGAUAAUCUAGUAAGCACAACAGAUUAAUUCUGGACAGUGUUUAUGUGAUGUGUAGAGUUUGCCAUUCGGGCAGAAAUCGGCGCAAAAAAAGGGAAAAUUAAUGUUUAAAAGGGGAAAUAUUGCUGAAAUAAUAGUUAAAGUGGGAGAGUAGUGCGUAAAUACUGGGGAAAUAUUGAUUGAAAUUGUUGGGAAAUAUUGUUCAUUGAGUGGUCAUAAACGGCGGGACAUUGGCUAAAAUUUAGUCAGAUAAUGUUCACAAUUGUAAAG
Messenger RNA from Trichobilharzia regenti, 1484 nucleotides. NCBI's taxonomy places the organism in Eukaryota, Metazoa, Platyhelminthes, Trematoda, Strigeidida, Schistosomatidae. The record is from the annotation of a GenBank genome assembly.